CUCGAUCAAGCCCCGGCCCACACCCCAGAAAGAAAAUUUCAUGGCGCGAAUUUCUGCGAUGGUUCUGAUUCUGAAGGACCAAAACCCAAAAAAGAGGCCAACUAGAAACCAUCCUCCACAUUCUCUUCUCGAGUUCGACCUUUGCGUGCUAGUUGCUACCCGUGGCGCCUCGAAAUUUCUCUUUCUCCCCUCUCCUUCGCUCUGUUUUUUAUACCGUUGGUUAAUUGCCCUUUCGCUGCCGAACACAUUAGCGCUCCGGAUUCGGGAAUCGGGUCUGGUUUUAUGCACUGAGCCGGAAGGACGACCAACUUUAACGUCUCGCCGUAGUCGUGGGUUCGGGGCAGCAGUGGUUGAUUACUGACUAAUCUUCCUGCUAGCAAGAGUCGCGUUUUUGUUUCUAGGUCUGUAUGCUAGCGGUGAUGAUUUGAGUAUUAGAAGAAACCCAGAUUCGGGAUUGUGCUUCUUUGGAAUUUUGGUGAAGAAACAUCCUCGGUAAAGAAUUUCAGAUUUCGAAACAGAGUUUCUGUUCUCCCAUGGCUGCGAGUGUAGCAACAGGAAGCAGCAACCUCCAUUCUGGAUUCAAUACCAGCAGGCGUCUUCAGGGCGGUAGACAAUUAGCCUGUACUAACUCCCCAGCGCUUUCCUUCAAUGGAUGGUUGCACAAGGAUCUUUCAUGGUCUCAAGUGGCAUUCAAGGUCUUGGAGAUGCCAAAAAAAUGCAAUCUCUCUCAAUCAGCUGUGACAAGGAGGCUCAGUGUGUCAUCCUGCAUUGGAGAUGGUGGUUCCACAAAGUAUUUUGAUUUUGCAGUCAUUGGAAGUGGGGUGGCUGGCCUCCGGUAUGCUCUUGAAGUCGCAAAGCAUGGAACUGUUGCAGUCAUCACCAAGGCCGAGCUUCAUGAGAGCAAUACAAAUUAUGCUCAAGGUGGUGUUAGUGCUGUUUUGUGUCCUAAAGACUCUGUAGAGAGCCACAUGCAGGACACAAUCGUAGCUGGAGCUUAUCUAUGUGAUGAAGAGACUGUCAGGGUUGUGUGCACAGAAGGCCCCGAGAGGAUUAGAGAGCUUAUAGCCAUGGGAGCAAUGUUUGACCAUGGGGAGGAUGGCAAUUUGCAUCUAGCAAGGGAAGGAGGGCACUCCCAUCGGAGGAUUGUCCAUGCUGCUGAUAUGACUGGUAGGGAGAUCGAGCGAGCUUUGUUGCAGGCAGUUAUCAAUGAUCCUAAUAUCUCCGUCUUCCAACAUCAUUUUGCUAUAGAUCUGCUAACUUCACAGGAUGGCCCUGACACAGUUUGCCGUGGUGUUGAUACUUUGAAUACUGAAACACAAGAGGUAGUCCGAUUUCUUUCAAGGGUCACAUUACUUGCAUCUGGUGGAGCUGGGCAUAUCUAUCCUUGCACAACAAAUCCCCUGGUGGCUACUGGAGAUGGGAUGGCAAUGGCUCAUAGAGCUCAAGCUGUGAUUUCGAAUAUGGAGUUUGUGCAAUUUCAUCCAACUGCUUUGGCCGACGAAGGGCUUCCGAUAAAACCCAAAAAAGCCCGAGAGAACGCCUUUCUCAUUUCCGAAGCUGUCAGAGGUGAUGGAGGCAUUCUGUACAAUUUAAGCAUGGAAAGGUUCAUGCCAAAAUAUGAUGAGAGAGCUGAGCUAGCUCCCCGUGAUGUGGUAGCUAGAGCAAUCGAUGAUCAGCUUAAGAAACAUAAUGAUACAUAUGUUUUGCUUGACAUAAGCCAUACGCCAAGAGAAAAGAUCUUAUCCCACUUUCCCAACAUAGCUGCAGAGUGCCUCCAGCAUGGGCUGGACAUUACUCGGCAGCCCAUUCCUGUUGUUCCGGCUGCACACUACAUGUGUGGUGGAGUCCGUGCUGGGCUUGAGGGUGAGACAAACGUGCGAGGUCUUUAUGUGGCAGGUGAGGUUGCUUGCACUGGUUUGCAUGGAGCAAAUAGACUUGCUAGCAACUCGUUGCUUGAGGCACUAGUUUUUGCUAGAAGAGCUGUCCAGCCCUCUAUUGAUCACAAAAAAAGUUCUAGCCUUGAUCUCAGUGCUUCAAGUUGUUGGGCUCGCCCUGUAGUCCCCAAUGCUCUCGGAACUGAUACGAUGGAUACCAUAUUGGGCAAAACCGAGGAAGUGAGGAGAGAACUGCAAUCAAUUAUGUGGAGGUAUGUUGGGAUUGUUCGCUCAACAACAAUGCUAAAAACUGCCUUAGAACGAGUGGAUGAGUUGGAAACACAGUGGGAGAAGUUCUUAUUCGAGCAGGGCUGGAAGCAGACAAUGGUGGCUCUCGAGGCUUGUGAAAUGAGGAACCUCUUCUGUAGUGCGAAACUGGUGGUGGGCAGCGCGAUGGCUAGGCAGGAAAGCCGAGGGCUCCACUACACCAUCGAUUUCCCACAUGUCCAGGAAAGUAUGAGGCUGCCAACAGUGAUUUUCCCUUCCGCUGCUGUGAAUGAAAUGGACUCAAUGAAGCUGCUGGUCGGAGUGUUUGGGACUCUAGUGCUGAAAAUGGUGACAGAUGUGACCCUGGUGGGAUCUCAUGCUGACGUGCGGAACUGCAAGUUCCCGGCUAUGUACAACUUUGGGGACUCUAAUUCUGAUACUGGAGGAAUAUCUGCAGCUCUAGGAGAGAUCCCUCCACCGAAUGGAGAAACCUUCUUCGGGCAUCCUUCAGGAAGAUCUUGUGAUGGCCGUCUCAUCAUAGAUUUCAUUGCUGAGAGACUGAAGUUGCCAUAUCUUAGCGCAUACCUGGACUCAGUCGGUACAGACUUCAGACAUGGUGCGAAUUUUGCAACCGGAGGCUCAUCGAUUCGUCCAGGUGGCUAUAGUCCAUUUCAUUUGGGUGUGCAGAUUUCUCAGUUCAAGCAGUUCAAAGCUCGGACGAACAGACUUCGUAACCAGAGGCAUCUUCCAAGGGAAGUGGAAUUCUCAAAAGCUCUCUAUACAUUCGAAAUUGGACAGAAUGACCUCGCCUAUGGCUUCCAACACUCUUCAGAGGAAGAUGUCUGGAAGUCGAUACCAGAUAUUCUCAACCAGUUUGCAGAGGCAGUUAAGCAACUUUACAAGGAAGGUGCAAAGUUCUUCUGGGUGCACAACACAGGACCCCUUGGUUGCUUGCCAUAUUCCGUUAUAUACAACUCCGACCCUAACAACUUGGACGGAAAUGGCUGUGUGAAGUCUCGCAACAAUGCUGCUCAGGAGUUCAACAGACAACUCGAGCGCAAACUCUCCCAACUGAAGGAGCAGCUACCCCGUUCGUCUUUCACAUAUGUUGAUGUGUACUCAGCCAAGUAUCGACUGAUUAGUACGGCCGAAAAUCAAGGUUUUGUUCAUCCGAUGGAGUUCUGUUGCGGGAGCUACUACGGCUAUCACAUCGAUUGUGGGAAGAAAGCUGUGGUGAACGGGACGGUGUAUGGUAAUCCAUGCACGGAUCCUUCGAGGCACGUGAGCUGGGAUGGAGUACACUACUCAGAGGCUGCUAACUUGUGGGUGGCUAACAGGAUACUCAACGGCAGCCUAUCUCGCCGGGCUGUUUCAGUUCAAGAGGCUUGUAAGCAUAUCUAGGAUCAGAACACCUCUCACUUUCUCGUUCAUAUUCGUUUCAGCAAAUCUAGUUUGAAUAGAGUAAAAUCAGCAGAUCUGGUACGUCGGUCUUGAAUAAGCAUGUAUGCUGCAGAUGUAGCUUUUCUUCUUCUAUAGAAUGUGUGCUUCAAAAUCAAAAAAUUCUGAUAGAUUAAGAUGCAAAUAGUUUCCGACAUAAGUGAGCACUAGACUGAACAAGUUAACACUACAUUAUCACAGCAGAAUGCCAGAAACCAACAAAUAAAGGCCUACAGUGCAGUGGAAUGAAGACUAUGAAAACGAGACCAAGCUAGCAGUAGUCAUUGGAACUUGGAAUGCCAUUCUGUUCGUUGACGAUGAUCUUACGAGGCAUGAAGUACUCGGGUUCUGUAUUCUCCCAGUGCCCAAAUUGGGAAAAUGUCUCUGUAAGCUGC
Messenger RNA from Linum tenue, 3973 nucleotides. NCBI's taxonomy places the organism in Eukaryota, Viridiplantae, Streptophyta, Magnoliopsida, Malpighiales, Linaceae. The record is from the annotation of a GenBank genome assembly.